Messenger RNA from Protopolystoma xenopodis, 564 nucleotides. NCBI's taxonomy places the organism in Eukaryota, Metazoa, Platyhelminthes, Monogenea, Polystomatidea, Polystomatidae. The record is from the annotation of a GenBank genome assembly.
AUGCAAGUUUGCAGGACUCGGUUGUCUCUGGCCUCCUCAUCGGAAGGUAAAAUAUUCUUCCCUCUCUCGAGACAACCCUCAAGAGAUCGUCUCUGGGUCAUAAUGACAGCGGGAGCCUUGCGAUUAAGAGAUCAGAAAAAGGGGUCUUUGACAACUGUGACAUGGCCUUUGAGUCGGCAGAAUUACCGACCUCUGGAAAGCUCAACUUGGCCUCUGGCAGUGUCGCAAGACGCGACAACAGACCAUUUUGUCACUGACUUGACUCACAUUUUUCCCAGUAAGCGCAUUUUUGCACAAUGUCAUUUGCCCAUAUACGCAUAUUUUGCUUGGCCCGGACAACUAAAUAACUCUACUUUUCCCAUUCGUUCUCUCGCUCGCCUGCUUUCCGUCAGGGCCAAAACCAAUUCUCAAAGAUUAACCGAAUUCCCGAAGUUUCCUGCGCCUGGGAGCCAAGACCUGGAGGGGUUGGGGCCGGCCCGAGGGGGGAGUGAAAGUAGCAAACUGUCGGACAGACCGAGGGGAAGCAAGAAUAUGAACGCUAGUGCGCUGUUGGCCGUGCGUUGA